Molecule: messenger RNA, 3007 nt
Organism: Cyprinodon tularosa
Lineage: Eukaryota; Metazoa; Chordata; Actinopteri; Cyprinodontiformes; Cyprinodontidae
Gene: spata7
Product: spermatogenesis associated 7
Exons: 14
Coding region: 160-1782 (540 amino acids)
Biological process (GO): microtubule cytoskeleton organization; photoreceptor cell maintenance; protein localization to photoreceptor connecting cilium
Cellular component (GO): axoneme; rod photoreceptor outer segment; photoreceptor distal connecting cilium
Source: RefSeq, a predicted model, not a curated record
CAUUCCUAGCAACCAGCAUGGCGACGGUAAAGCGUUGCCCGGCAUUUGUCGAAGCUCGUUGGUAACUAGCUUAGUUUUGCCGUAUUAGAACGCUGGCAUUUGAACAAGCCGAGGCCUCUGGACCUCUGUCUUUAAUCCUUUGAAAAAUUUCUGAAUAGAAUGGGAAUCGCUAAAUUAAAACCUUCAAUGGGAUCGAGAACAGGAAGUGUUUUAUCCGGAUUGGAGAGCAGCUCUGGAGGGAAAAGGCAGACAUUAAAAACUAGCUCUUUCUGCCCUCAAUCCUCCAGCAAACUGACCCAGUCCAUCAUUAAAGAUCACAUGGUGUCUCAUUACAAAAAGAUUUACUCAGCUAAAGCUGCUAUCGAUGCCUCAGUACCCAAAAGCCUGUUGCAAAGUGUAAAAUACAAGGACCAAAUCAGAAAGGAACAGCAGAGGAAAAAUGGUCGUCCUCAUUCAGCUUUCUCCUCUUUGGACAGAGAUUGCAAACCUUCCUGCUUCUCAGCUCAGGAUGGUGAGCGCCCCUACCUCUGCUCAAGGAGCUCCGUCGUCUCAAGCCCGAGAUUCAACAGCUCCUUUAAUGCCAAGGAUGUUGUUUAUCCGUCCAAUUCCCAUUAUGCCUGCCCAUCAUCAGAGAGGAGGUACCGAAGCCCUGAAACAGCUUUUCAAAGGAAGCAGACCUCAUGUUCUCUGCUAGCUACAAGAGAUCAAUGGUUCUACAAGGCCUUCCAGGACCCUGUAAAGAAGACCUACAGCGGAGACUUGCUUGAAAAACAUUCCCAGCAUUUUACUCCAGAGAAACCAUUCACUCCCAAGACUCUGAAGUCAGAAAAAAGUUCAUACCUGUCAAAGUAUCGCUUCUACAGAGCACCGCAGAGUAAAUCUUGUCAGGAUAGGAGCAACUCAAGACUGCAGGGGGAGGAGAAACCUUGUAAAAGCCCAAAUGAAAAAGAAUACACAGAAAGACUAGAUAAGCCAUCUCAGGAAUAUUCUACAGAGCCUGAGUGGUCUGAUUAUGAGGUCACUGAUACAUACCUAUCCCCAUCGCAACUGCAGGAGCAUAAAAUUAAAAGUGCGGAUCAUUAUUUUGUUGGCUCUUCAUCCGGCAGGGUCUCUCCAGGAUGGAAAUCUCCUGUUAGGAGCCUUAUAUCUGCAGAAGAAGAAGAGCUCCUAUACAUUGAAUUCAUUUCUGCUGUGACAGAGGAUAUCCUGUCCAGGGGCCACAUAUCUGACAGGAUGCUUGACCGGGUGAUGAAUCAACACAUUAAUAUGAAUCUCCAUCAGCUGGAUGAGGGUAAAAUGCGUUACCUUCUGGAAGUGUUGCGUAAAGAAUUUGAGGAACCAUCCAAUGUAUCUGCUUCAAGUGAAGACCAUUUAAAAAAUGGGAGCGCUUUUCUUGAUUCUAUAUUCUCCACUUUAGUAUCUGGGUCUAAACCAGCAAAGACUAAAGAUGUGAAGGAAAGCAUAACCAAUGCAUCACCCAUUGAUGACUGUAAAUUGUCAGAUGGUGAUAAUCCUUCACCGGUUUCUACACCCUCAACCUCUCCUGUAAGAGCUACAUCUCCAACCAAACAAAGGGAAAAUGAGAAGAGGAGAGAAAAUGCUGCAGAAGUUGUAGGAUUAAUGAUAUGUACCGAUAAUGCGACAGACAGGACAACAACCAGUCAAGGAGCAGCAGUGAAUGUCCAUAAUGAAAGUGAUGAGCACAUGACUGUGAGCAGUGAUGUAAAAAAAUGUGAUGGACCAUCUAAGAAGGAUAGUCAAAAAACAAAGAGAAAACACUGACAUACACAUCCAAGAAAUGUCUCAAGCUCCAAUGGAUAUCAGUAAUGUGGAACAGUUUUGUGAAGGUCAGCAGCAUGUGGAAAACAGAGACCAGGAUCAGCUGAAUAUCUCUGAGGAAUCAGUACAUCGCUGUGACCACUGUGGAAAGGGUUUUAAGAGAUUUCAUAAUUUGAAAAGACACCUGGUUAUCCACACCGGCGAAAAGCCUUUCGUCUGCCAUCAGUGUGGGAAGCAGUUCCGCCAGAAAGGACAUUUGAAUUACCAUCUCGCCAUUCACACCGGCGAAAAGCCUUUCGUCUGCCAUCAGUGUGGGAAGCAAUUCCGCCAGAAAGGACAUUUGAAUCGCCAUCUACCCAUUCACACCGGCGAAAAGCCUUUCGUCUGCCAUCAGUGUGGGAAGCAGUUCCGCCAGAAAAGAGAUUUGAAUUGCCAUCUCGCCAUUCACCGGCGAAAAGCCUUUCGUCUGCCAUCAGUGUGGGAAAAGCUUUGAUCGUAGAUCUUCUCUGAAAAGACAUCUAAAUAUCCACACCAGAGUCCCUACAUGUGCAGGAGGCGUGGAAAAAGCUUCAGACCAUUGAAAUCUGUGCAACAUCAUCUGGAAAUUGACACAAGAGAAGAAAAACCUACCAUAGUGGAGGCUUCACUUCCUGUUAUGCUUUUCCUUAUCUGAGACCAAAGCUUAAUUUUAAUCUUUAAUAAAAUUCACUUACAUUCAAUGACUUUUUUAUUUGUUCCUUUUGCAGCUAUAGUUCUGAUAAAAACUUUAAAUUUUGUACAUAUUCCCCCAUUUUUAGCUUCCUUUUAAUGGCUUCCUGUUAAAUCCAGAAUUACAAUGACCAGAUAAUGGAAGACCCAGAUUCAACCGGAGCAAGAGACGUUUAAACAGUUUAUUGGAAUGAAACUGGCGCUGGUUGGGAGAGAUUCACCAGAAUCAGCAAUUGCAACACAGAAUACAGGUCAGAGAUCCAAAAGACACUAAGACAGGUCCGAUGGGGGUCAGGCAGGCAGGCAGGUUUACAGAAAUACUCGUAAUAAUCUGGCACUAGUCACUGGUCUGAGAGCUGGUUAUACAGUUAGUUAAGAGGGAAAAUCUGAUGGAGGCUGAGCAGAGCUGACAGGUGUGUUGAAUCCUGAAUCAAACCAGCACUCAUGCCAGGAAUCAUUACAAGAAUAGAAUUCAAAAUCCCCCUUCUCACCUAUAAAGCCAUAAACAACCAAGCUCCAA